Messenger RNA from Paramecium tetraurelia, 1749 nucleotides. RefSeq lists its product as uncharacterized. The record is from RefSeq and is a predicted model, not a curated record. Gene Ontology annotation, molecular function: protein binding. Lineage: Eukaryota; Ciliophora; Oligohymenophorea; Peniculida; Parameciidae. The transcript has 2 exons.
AUGUAUUUGAAUUUUCUAUCUUGUCGAUCCUACAUUGAUUUAACCAGAUAUCCAGUGUUUCCAUGGGUUUUGAAGGGAAAUGCUUCAGAUUUUGAUGACAAUGAUAUUGCAUCAAUACAGAAUGAGAUUAAUUACAGAGACCUUUCUCUUCCCAUAGGAGCUUGUGGAACUGAGCAGAGAUUAGACUAAUUUAUUAAGAGAUUUGAAAAUGAAUAGUUUUAUUAUGGAACACAUUAUUCUAGUUAAGCAUUGGUGUCUUAGUACUUGAUCAGAUUGAGUCCAUUUACAGAAGCAGCCAUAUCUAUACAAGAUGGUAAGUUUGAUAUUCCAGAUCGACUGUUUAGAUCAAUAAUGAAAUCAUGGAUCGAUUGCAAUAAUGAGAUGGCUGAUGUAAGAGAGUUAACACCUGAGUUUUUUUAUUUGCCUGAGGCCUUCUUAAAUGUCAAUGGGUAUAAUUUCGGUAAGUUGUAAAGCAGUCAAAUAGUAAACAAUGUACUAUUACCAUUCUACUCUAACAAGAAUGCUUUUUAUUUUGUUGCUCAAAAUAUGAUAGCAUUGGAGAGUGAGUAUGCAAUAAAGUUAAAUGAAUGGAUUGAUUUGAUUUGGGGAUACAAACAACAAGGAAGUGCUGCCGUAGAUUCAUUCAACGUAUUCUAUCCAUUGACUUACUCAAACUUCGAUGAAAAUAGCAUAGAAAUCAAUGAAUUAGCGAUGGAAACGCAAAUAGCCCACUUUGGAUAAACACCAGAGUAGAUCUUCUAUAAACCACAUGCUCAAAAGAACUAGAUAGUAGAUAAGACUUAGUGGCAGACAGUAAAGAAUAAAAAGUCAUAAAGCAAAUUGAUCUACUUGAUUUGUAAUAAGAGCAAAGUGGUGAGCGUCCAAGAGGACUUUACAUUAAUUUAAUGGUAGAUUGUUAAAAAUUAGUAUCAGUUUCAAUAGGAGAAAUAGGUGUAAUUGCCAAAGAUUAAUUUUGAUGCAAUGAUCAAAUAUGUACAAUCACCCAUUUUAGUAUUGAUUGAAUAGUCAAUAGUAUUGUUUGGUGGAAAUAACAAUGGAACACUUACAUACUAUAGUUUAGAUAAUUUGAAGUUGUAGGGAGUGAUUGAAUUGGAAAGUGAGAUUAUCAACAAUCAUUGUACGGUCACAGUUCUAGCAGCUAACAAGCAACAGAAUAUCGUGAUACUGGGAACUAAUAAGGGUUUUGUGUACUAUUACAAUAAAUUGCUGUAAGGUAAGUAGGACAUAAAAUAGGAGGAGUUGCUUAAGGGUAAGUACGUCAUCUAUGACACAACUUCGCAAAUAAAUUCAAUAGAAAUUUCAGAAUAGCUAACCAUCUUUGGUGUUGGGACUUAGGAUGGAACCAUAUUCUUAUAUAAUUUGUACAAUCGCACUCUCUAUAGAUUCAUCAAUCAUCCGAAGGGGUUGCCUAUCUUCUACUUAAAAUUGAGUUAUUCUCCCUUACCUUGUGUGUUGUUUAGUUCCCAUGAUGAGCGGAUUGUGGCUUAUUCAAUCAAUGGGUUCUUGUUGCAAUCGCUGCAAAUCAAGGGAAACAUCGAAUAUAUGGAAAUCAGGAAAUCUGCCAUAAAUACUUUGAUUGUCAUCACAGACAUAAACGUUUUUGAGUAUCGACUGCCCUUUUUGGAUAGACUGUCGGUGGUGCCUGCCCAAAUUUGCACAAGGUUUAUUUAGGCAACAAAACAAAUUUCAAUUUUUGGUUGUAAAUCUGGUGAUCUGCGUAUAAUUUGA